Cyclopterus lumpus (lumpfish) is the source of this 3368-nucleotide messenger RNA. RefSeq names its product WASP homolog-associated protein with actin, membranes and microtubules. The transcript is spliced from 11 exons. The record is from RefSeq and is a predicted model, not a curated record. Bases 72 to 2423 code for a protein of 783 amino acids. Gene Ontology annotation, biological process: endoplasmic reticulum to Golgi vesicle-mediated transport; Arp2/3 complex-mediated actin nucleation. Lineage: Eukaryota; Metazoa; Chordata; Actinopteri; Perciformes; Cyclopteridae. Gene Ontology annotation, molecular function: actin binding; Arp2/3 complex binding. Gene Ontology annotation, cellular component: endoplasmic reticulum-Golgi intermediate compartment membrane; cytoplasm.
ACGCAAAUGGCGGACGUUGUAAACAGAGCCAGCAGCUUCUCGGAGGCCGAAGCGAAACGUGACUUUUCGAGAUGAAUAACGUGGAGAUCGAGCGGAUGGACAGCCUGGAGGGCUGGGUGGCCGUGAAGAGCAACAUCUUCGAAGAGCUCGAGCCCUUCAAGCUGGGCUUCAUCGUGCAGUGGAACGUCAUCGAGUGCAAGUUCGCCGUCACCUGCCACAACCGGACCCUCCAGCGGCAGAGACGCAAAGCCGAAGAGGUCCCCGGGGACCCCCAGAUGAGCUGGGCUGGACUCUUCUCCGUGUGCGACCUGAAACACGUCCACCAGCAGUUUGAAUGCGUGGCCGACGUCCUGGGGACCUGCUUCCCGGAUCUGUCGCAGUUCGAAGACGGCAACAUUUGGGACUUGCUCUUCCUGAACCGGAGGUCCGGUCCGGAAGACGACGACGCCGACGAGAGGGACUUCGAGGCGCCGUGUCGGAAACUCGAAAAAUACUUCAGCGCGGCCAUCGACAUCUGCGGGCGGAAGAUUGUGCUCGACACGCUGUUCACGCAGGAUGAGCGCGACGUCGAGGAGUACUUUGAAAACCUGCAGGAGUUCAAGAGGAAGACCAUGCAGGAGGAGAUCUCGAGGGCGAAGGGCCUCGUGCGACAGCUCCUGCAGAGUCACAGCAGUGCAGACCGAAUGGUCGCUCUGCUCAGCGUCUACGAGGAGGAGGACGAGGCCUACCAGGACCUGGUCACCGUGGCCACCACCUUCUUCCAGUAUCUGCUGCAGCCUUUCAGGGACAUGAGAGAGCUGGCUUGCCUCUACAAGAUGGAGAUCCUGAAGUCCUUGGAGUUUGAGGACUUGGGUCCUAAGAGAAUUGCAGCUCUGGAGAAGGAGGCGGAGGAGUGGAGAAUGAAAGCAGACGACGCAGUCGCCUCAAUUCAGGACAUCACCGUCACCUACUUUGCACAGACUUCAAAGGCUCUGGCUGGUAUGUUAAAGCAGAUGGAGGACGAUAAGUGUCGUUUUGGAGCUGCUGCCUGGGCGUCUGCAGCUCCCAGACUGGAGAAACUGCGAUUCCUUUUAGCCAAAGAAACGCUGCAGCAUAUGAGAGCUGCAGAGAUGUGCCUCAGCCGCAAGAAGGAAGGCAUCAGACAACAGUUGGGCAGCCUGUCUGGCAGAGUCAGGAGCCACAGAACUGAUUCCAGGUCCGCGCCUGACGACGACGAGCAGGACACAGUGGACGAGCUGGAGCUGAAAUUCUAUGAAACCCAACUAGAACUGUACGACACCAAGUUUGAGAUCCUGAAGAAUGAGGAGCAGCUGCUGGUGGCUCAGAUAGACACGGUGCGGCGGCAGAUCAAAGAGCUGAAGGAGGAGGUGGUGUACUAUGAUGUGUGUGAGGAUCUGGAGGAGCUGCAGAGCAUGCUCCACACGGGCGCUAAGCAAACCGACCCUCCGGCUGUCAGUCAGCUCAAAAGACGCCUUCAGACCUUGGAGACCAAGAGAGGCAACAUCUGUGCCCGGCGAGCGUAUCUCCGCAACAAAAAGGAUCAGUGCAUGGAGGCCAACGAGCAGAGGCAGCUUCCUGCCAAGCAGAGCUCCAUACUCUUCAACCAGCAUCAUCAGGUCCACAUGAAACGAGAGAAGAGGAAGGAGGAGGAUCAGAGGAGGAAACAGUGGGUGGACCAGGAGCGAGAGAAGACUCUGAGCCGAUUACGAUCCUUCAGAGAGAGGCGACAGGGCCAGUUCAUCCUGAAGACUCCUCAGUCCUGGAUGUCUCCUUCAGAAGUGCCGUGUCCUUCCCAGCCGCUAUCCAUCAUCAGCCUCGGCCCCCCCGGAGGACCGCCCUCCAUCCGCCCGACACCCAGACGCAGUAAAACGCCCAAGAAACAGCAGCCGAAAGACAUCCCAGUCCAAAUCUACUCCGCACCGCCACCUCCAACAACCACCUGCCCGACUGCACCUCCACCUCCCCCACCACUACCACCACCACCCCCUCCCCCACCACUGCCCCCUGCCAUGCCUCCUCCGCCUGACCAAGCGUCGCCUUCCUCCGAAGACACACCAAGGCCUCUCAGCGAAAAACAGGACCCUCCUUUUCCAGCCAAGAACAUGCUCAAACAAAAUAUAGGAACAAUGGAUGAGGUGUUGGCCUCAUUGCAACGUGGGCAGAUUCAGCUUCGGAAGGCCCCCACACCCAGGACGGCGUCCCCUGCUGUGGGCACGAGGAGCAAUCUGAUGUCUGCCAUCCGACAGGGAGUCACCCUGAAGAAGAUGGUUCAUGUGCACGCAGACGCCCCGAGCAGCGGAGACAACGACCUGGAGCGCAGCAUCAAAGCCGCCAUGAUGAGGAUGAAGAAGGUGGCAGCGGAUUCUGACGACGACGACAGAGGAGACGACGACGAGACUCACAGUACAGACUGGGACAGCUGAGAACACUCAUGUGUAUAUAUAUGUGUGUGUGUGUGUGUAUAUAUGAAGCUGUUCUUCUUCCCCCCCCGCUCUGUUUUCUUCACAGUUCUGAGCUACAGCUCACGUGGCUGCCAAAUGUUCACCGGGAUUACGCUUCUUCCUCACGUAAACAGUGCAGUUUUUUUAAAUGGCCCUGAGAUGUCAUCAGACUUUCAAAUCCAACCAACCAGCUCGUGGUUGCUGCUGUUUUCAUUCUUUUUUUUUUUUUAAAUUUAAGAAAUCCCAAACUGAGCGAAUGAGGCUCCAACGCUCAUUAAGAAGAGAAGCCAAGCAGCAGUGCUGUAUGUAGUACAGCGUGUAAAUGAUUGAAAUGUCUUCCAACUCGCCAUAUGAAGGCCUUUUUGAGACACACAGCAGGGGAGGCCGGAGAGACGGCCACGCUGCUCAGCUCCACCGUCACGAAGUCCCCACACAAGAGGAAGCUCGGCGGACUUCUCUCAUUCUGAAUGUAAUUAAAUCAGAUCUCUUUAUUUUACUUGACUUCACCCAAAUAAGGGCUACAGCACAGUUUUUAUCUUAUCUUGCAUUUUAUUACUAAACAAAGGAAGAGUUUUGUGCUGAAGUGCAGCAGUGUUAAUUAUUUGCAGCCGACAUGUUUUAAAGUCUACGUCACUGUUUGUAUUACAGGUUUGAUGCACUGUCCCCCACGUGCCUGUUUUUCUCCGUGUGUCGACACUUGUGUGAAUGUGUUAGGCGCGUUUCCGGUGCAAUUUAUACGUUAGUUUCUUCCUCUGUGAUGCCAUGAUGAAAGAAGUGAUAUGUUAAGAAUAGAUAAUAGAUAACCAACAAUGUGUAUUUGUGACACAGAGCACUUACCUGAACAGACCAGGCUAGGAUGUAUUAAGUGCAAAGAAAUUAUACAAUACUGUUUGGCAAACGGCAAUAAACGGUUUGCAGAAGAAAUUA